UCGCCAUUGCAAUAGCUUUUGGUCCAACUAAUUUACUCAGCUGCAUAUUCCUUCUUUUAUUUCCUCUUUUUUUUUUUUUUUGGACCAUUCAAACUCGAGCUUAACAACACUCACUUCAGCAUCUUCACCACCAGCCAAAGUCACCAUGUCUUCCAUCAAGGGCCCCGCUCCUCAGCACCACGACGGCUCCAGCCUGCGCAUCGGCAUCGUCCACGCGCGCUGGAACAUCGCCAUCAUCGAGCCCCUCGUCGCCGGCGCAAAGGCCAAGCUCCUGGAAGCCGGUGUCAAGGAGUCCAACAUUGUCGUCCAGUCUUGCCCCGGCGCAUGGGAGCUUCCCAUUGCUGUCCAGCGGCUAUACUCUGCUUCUCAGAUCCAGUCCAAUGCUUCCGGCGCCCCCUCCGCGACCGAUCUCCUCGGCGCUUCCACCCACGACCUAACCGCCCUCUCCGGCAGCGACUCCAGCAGCGGGCCCUUUGACGCAAUCAUUGCCAUUGGCGUGCUCAUCAAGGGCGAGACCAUGCACUUUGAGUACAUUGCCGACUCUGCCUCGCAGGGCCUCAUGCGCGUCCAGCUCGACAUUGGCAUCCCCGUCAUUUUCGGCAUCUUGACCGUGCUCAACGACGAGCAGGCAAAGUCCCGCGCGGGUAUUAGCACAAGCGCCGAAGGCAAGGGCCACAAUCACGGAGAAGACUGGGGCUUGGCGGCUGUCGAGAUGGGCGUCAAGAAGAACGAGCUGGCUGCGGGCAAGAUUCUUGGCUAGGAUUGUAAAAUAGUCCGAAAUAGAAAAGAGUUGUAAAAAAAAAAAAAGAAAAAGAAAAAGAAUGAAACAAGAGCAAAAAAAUAUCACAAAAACUCAUUACCAAGAAAUAGGCACGCUGGCAGAACACUGGCAAAGUAUCUAUAGAGUCAGAUACCGACUCCAUGGGUUCAGCUAGGUAUUACGAAACAUCUCACGAGUAGGACAAUAUCCAAUAGUAGCAGUGAACUAUAAAGUUUGACAGAAUAUAAAAAAUAAUAAAGACGCGCUUUGGAUACAUUUGCUUUGAUUCCCGUAUAUCAAUCCUAUGCUUUUUAUCUUUUCUCUCUUCAUUCUCCAGCGCUUGUAGUGUACUAGUAGUCAUGACCAUCCCUCUUGCCAGACAAAGGAAAUAGGAGAACAACUCGUUGCAGACAAAUUAUUCAAUUACGGCGUAGAGCCAUUUCUAUCAUGCGUGACGCGACCCCGUCCCAGAUAAAUGUUCCCACCAAAAAUUUGACGCCCGAGGGGACGUCCAAAAAAAAAAAAACAUCUAGCUUGCCAAUUAAUAUUUUUUUUCUCUUUUUAUCGAGUCGCACCGCAUAACAUGACGGACCAUGGUAUCCAAGCAUAGCAUUAGAGGAGGUCUCAGUUAAAUAUCCCAAAAAAAAUUAUCAACCUUGUGUUCGCCCAUAUCCAAAACAAGGCACAACACACUCACACGUACUCACAAAUUCACACAUUGUUCCACAGAGAGAGAGAGAGAGAGAGAGAUGCACACCCAUGUUAUCCAUACACAUCUGUUUGUUUGUUUGUUUUUUCGCCCAGAAGAUGAGACAAAGGAGACGGGGAAAACAGACACGAACAGGAUCGAUACGACACUCGCUCAGAUCACUGAGCUCAGAUUCUUCUUGCUUCUCCACAGAGAUCUCUUCUUGUCUCUCUUGUCCUUCAUCGCCUCCCAGCCUUCCUCGUCGUCCUCGUCAUCAGAAGCUGACUUGUUCACAAUCCUCAUCGAGGUCUUGUUCUUGCUGUCAUAAGCGGACAGAGCGCCUGAGAACGAUUGAGACUGCAUAUGACCAAGUCCGGCCGGGUUCACGGCCUGGGAGACAGGUCUAUAACGGUUGGGAAGACCAAUGGUGCUUCGCUCUGAUGGCGCAAUCGAAGGAGCAUAUCCUUGAUGAGAUGACCGGAUGGAGCCGGCGUAUCCGGGGUGAGGCAUAGGUGAAGCCAUAGGUGCCGAGUUUGGCUGCACCAUACUCAUUGUUCGCAUGCUACCAUAGUCACCACGACGAGGCUCAAGAGUCUGCUCGCCCAUCAUGGAGUGUUGUGAAGAAAUGUCCACCAUGGAAUGAUUACCCAUGAGGCCACCAUAGGGCUGUUGAUACGGUGACUGCAGCUGCGGUGGUGCCUGCUGUGGCCCGCCGGUUUGGUUUGAAGCCAUCAUCUGCAUGAAUUGCAUCUGCAUCUGCAUAAACUGCGACAUUUGCUGCGUCAUCUGGAGCUGAGCCUGGUCGCCCACAGUAAGCAUCGGUGGCGGUGUCAUCAUGUGAGGAGCCAUCAUGCCCGGCAUUCCACCUCCCAUCUGCUGCUGGGCAUACAUCAUAUGCGCGGGGAUACCAGCAAUAGGAUCAAUUGCAGUGCCUCCGGGUGUGUUGUAGCCGCUGCCCAUGAGUCUUGAGGGGUCGACACUUGGGCUUCCGCGCCGCAUCGCUCGCUGGCGUUCCUCACUAGCAAUUACACCAACAAGGCCUCCAGGAGGAAGCGGUGACGGGGGCUUGGGGCCCAUACCCAUUUCAUUGAAGGAUAGAGAUUCUCUGAUAGCAGGUUGGGCAAUGCUUGCUCCGACAAAGGGAUCCUGAGGCAAAUUGCGUGCAAAUGCUGGAAGGGUUGAGUGGCGUCGGGCAGCAGCAGAUUCUCCCAUUGAUGACGUCGGACGCCCCGGCAUGAGCAUAGCUGAGGCUCGAAUGUUGGGGUUUGAUCCCACGGUGCUGAGCCUAGUGGGAGGUCGGUUCUUGUUGGGGAAUCCAUGCGCCUGCAAGAUGGCAAGAGGAACCUCCUCGUCAUCGUCGGCCUCAUCCUCCGCUCCAGGCACGCCGGACAUGGCAGACGCUGCCGCCGGGUCAAGGGAAGGAUGCUUUACAUGGCUGAGCUGCGGUGCGCUCAUUGAAGCCGGGAUGCCAAGCCCGUUUGUUGGAUUCGUUUCACCAGUUACCUUCAUCAUCUGCUGGCGAUACACAGCCAUGUGAGCUUCCUGCUUUCUUCUCUGCUUCACCUGUUGCUUAGACUUUUCAGCCUCGUCUUCGUCAUCGUCGUAGUUGAUGUCGUCUUCGUCAUCAUCCUUGGCAGUGCUGUUUGUCCUAUCAUGACGGAUUUUAUCUUCUCGAUAUUUUUCGAAUUCCGCAGGGGUCAUGACUUUGUUUCGAGGUGCGCCAU
Trichoderma atroviride IMI 206040 is the source of this 3172-nucleotide messenger RNA. RefSeq lists its product as uncharacterized. Gene Ontology annotation, cellular component: riboflavin synthase complex; intracellular anatomical structure; mitochondrial intermembrane space. Gene Ontology annotation, biological process: riboflavin biosynthetic process. The record is from RefSeq and is a predicted model, not a curated record. NCBI's taxonomy places the organism in Eukaryota, Fungi, Ascomycota, Sordariomycetes, Hypocreales, Hypocreaceae. Gene Ontology annotation, molecular function: 6,7-dimethyl-8-ribityllumazine synthase activity.